GUAUCUACAAUGCUUUAAACAGAUAUAACAUUUUACGUUUCAUCCAGAGAAAGUUUGUAAAUCAACGUUUAUGUUAAACAUUUUAAAAAGGGAUAAUGCUCUAUAAUAAUCUGCCAGAAAAUAAAUAAAUAUAUUUUGUGCUGUGAUUUUAAAGGUUAAAUACAAAAGGGAAAUAGAAAAUUACUAAAAAAAUCACAUAUUUUUUAAAAAAAUGAUAUGAAAUAUAUCUCUGAAGAUGGAUGUUAAUCAAUGCCAAUUGUCAUGGCAACAGUUAGUUCUGGCAACAGUUAUUCUUACAUACAACGUAAUAAAUGUGACGUGUGUUUCCCAGCAGGUCAUCACUAAAACCCUGCAUGAUUACCUACUCACAGAUUAUGACUCGAACCUCUUACCUGUCUGUGCCACGGGCGAUAAUGUAACUUUAGACAUGGACCUGGCACUUAGACAGAUCAUGGACUUGAAUGAACGGGAGCAAAUACUUACAACAAAUAUUUGGUUACGUCUGAAAUGGAACGACUGUCGUCUGCAAUGGGACCCAAAUUCUUACAGCAACAUAAGCAGCAUAAUGUUUACGUAUCCCGACGUUUGGCUGCCGGAUAUCACACUUUACGACAGCGCAGCGGACGAGGUGAUGUUUCCGGGAGUGGAGAGUUUCCGAGCAUAUGUCUCCCCCACUGGGAUGGUGUCUUACAACUUCCCCACCGUCGCCAAAUCUAUAUGCCGAGUUAAUGUCAAAUACUUCCCAUUCGAUACUCAGGAGUGCGCGUUACAAUUUGGGUCGUGGUCACAUCACGGAAAUGAAAUCGAUAUUGUAAAUAGAAACGCAAACGUUGGUGUUGCAGGUGACCUUGACAACUACAUUGAUAAUGCUGAAUGGACCGUGCAGACUAUUCCCGUGGAACGCCACGUGCUAUAUUACAACUGUUGUCCUGAACCAUAUCCUGACGUCACGUUCUAUAUCGUCAUGAAGAGACGCCCGGCGUUUUACCUCCUCACUAUGAUAUUUCCUUGUAUAUUGACGUCAUGUGUUGCUGCGAUGGGGUUCCUCCUGCCAACAGAAUCUGGGGAGAAAGUGUCGCUCGAAAUCACCGUGCUUCUUUCCCUCGCUGUGUUUCUGCUACUUGUCUCAGAAUCUUUGCCACCAUCAUCAGAUAAUUUUCCGAUUAUAGGGUCUUAUUUUGCCAGUUCGAUGGUACUUGUAUCACUUUCGUUGUUACAGACGGUGUUGGUCAUAAAUGUUUUCUACAGGGGCACUAAUGGUCGAAAAGUACCAACGUGGGCUAGAAAGUUGUGCUAUCAAUAUUUGGCAAGAUUUCUGUGUAUAAAAUCAAAUAAAGUAGAGACUGUCAAUGAUGAUGAGGAAUUAAAAGUACGUUCGUCAAAACUUGAUCCUUCGUUUGAACAUUAUGAAAGCAAUACUGACACCGAUACACGCAUGCGCGAAAACUGUGAAAAAAUGGCGGACUCACCGAACAAUUCUCACUCGCAUAACCAAACGAUGAAAAGAAAUAACGUGUUACCAAACUUUGUUAUCCGAGAUCCUACAAUAGAUGCAUUAAAAGAACAAACACAGUGCAUCAGAAACAUUGAAGAACAUUUUAUUGAUCAGAAAAAAGAGGAUGACAUAAAUUCCGAGUGGAGGGAUUUGUCAAACAUUUUAGACAGGGUUUUCCUGAUUAUGUAUCUCCUUGUAACAAUAAUUACAACAUUGUCAUUGAUUUUGCAGUGUUUGUAAUUGUGACAUUUCUAAAGUGUUUGUUAAUUUCGACAUUGUUUUACUGAUUGUACAUGUAACAUUGCAAAUUAGUAUGACAAAAGCAUUGUCAUUGAUUUUGCAGUGUUUGUAAUUGUGACAUUUCUACAGUGUUUAAACUGUGACAUUUCACUUCAAAUGACAUUCAUACAUUCUGAUAACUGUGACAUGUUUACAGUGUUUGUAAUUGUGACAUUGUUGCAUUUCUUGUACAUCAUGUACAUGUGACAUUGCUAAUGUGUUUGACAUAAAACAUUGCUUUAGUUUUUGUAGCAACGUUGUCAUGGCUGUAACUAUAACAUUGUUAAAUUGUAACAGUGGAAUCACAAAACUGUUUCUACCUGUUUUGUUGCUGCAGCGUAAGCUGAUGUGACAAUUAAAGCUACAAUGCAAUUUCUAUAUAACUGUGACGUUGUCGUCGAGUUUAUGCUAACAUCAGUGCAAUUAUCGUUAAAUCAGUUCUAAGUUUAUAAGUUUUGCUUGGAACCACGUCUGGUACAAAUAAAAGAAACUCUUUUUCAACUUUCAAAGAGUUUUCUAAAUUUAUAACAGAUCUUUAACUAAUACUUGUGUACUUUAACUUCUGAACAUUUGUUUAUAAUUUGUAUGACCUUGCUUUGCAAUAAUCUGAUAAUCUGUUUUUAUCGUUCAUAAACUUGUUUUAAUAAUAAGUUGUGUCGGUU
This is a messenger RNA of Ruditapes philippinarum (Manila clam), 2436 nucleotides long. RefSeq names its product neuronal acetylcholine receptor subunit alpha-10-like. Gene Ontology annotation, biological process: regulation of membrane potential; monoatomic ion transmembrane transport; nervous system process. The record is from RefSeq and is a predicted model, not a curated record. Gene Ontology annotation, cellular component: postsynaptic membrane; synapse; neuron projection. NCBI's taxonomy places the organism in Eukaryota, Metazoa, Mollusca, Bivalvia, Venerida, Veneridae. Gene Ontology annotation, molecular function: transmembrane signaling receptor activity; acetylcholine-gated monoatomic cation-selective channel activity. Bases 236 to 1735 code for a protein of 499 amino acids. The transcript is spliced from 9 exons.